AUGUCGAUGAUAAUUUCUGGAAAAGAAGCACCAGGAAAUAAUAUUGAUGUCUACUUACAACCCUUAGUCAAAGAGCUGAAAGAGUUAUGGGAAAAUGGCGUGGAUACAUACGAUUCUUUCAAGAAAGAGAUGUUCAAGUUGCAUGCAAAUUUGAUGUGGACGAUUAGUGACUUUCCAGGUAUGGGCGCACUUUCUGGGUGGAACACAUACACAGGGCUUGCUUGCCCAUCGUGUAACUUUCAAACUACACCCCUUCGUCUUAAAGCUAGCCGUAAAUGGUGUUUUAUGGGUCAUCGUCGUUUCCUUGACCGGAGACACAGGUUUAGAUUGAACAGGAUCCGCUUUAAUGGUGAACAAGAAAUACGGAGUCCACCGAGAACAUUAUCUGGACAUGAAGUUUUUGAACAGGUUAAAGAUAUUGAAGUCAUCUUUGGUAAAAAGUCAGUGAGAGAAAAAUCACUAAAAAGAACAUUUGAGGGACAACCUAUAGAAGGUGAUAGUACACAGUGUGAUCCUACACUAGGUCAUCCUCAACAAUGGAGAAAAAAGAGCAUAUUUUUUGAACUUCCGUAUUGGAAGGAUAAUCUUCUGCGCCAUAAUCUUGAUCCAAUGCAUAUUGAGAAAAAUGUGUGUGAUAAUGUCCUAUUUACUUUACUAAAUGAUAGGCAAAAAAGUAAAGACAAUUCUAAAGCUAGAGAUGACCUUCAAAACAUGGAUAUAAGACCCGAUCUUUGGCCUGAUGAAAAUGGUAGAAUUUCUCCGGCAGCCUUUACUUUAAUGGGUAAAGAUAAAAGGAAUUUUUUAACAACUUUAAGGAAUAUUAGGGUGCCUGAUGGUUAUUCGAGCAACAUUUCUAGAUGCAUUGAUUUAGUAAAUCUCAAGGUGAAUGGAAUGAUGAAGAGUCAUGAUUGUCAUAUAUUAAUGGAACAACUCCUACCAUUAGCCAUUCGCAACACAUUACCUCAUGAGAUUUCAGCAGUUUUGAUUGAGUUGUGCUCAUUCUUUAGACAAUUAUGUGCCAAGGUAUUGAAAAUUGAAGAAUUGGAAAAAUUGCAAAACCAAAUUGUCCUUACUUUAUGCCACAUGGAAAUGUUAUUUCCUCCCUCGUUCUUCACGGUUAUGGUUCACUUGGUUGUUCACCUUGUUGAAGAAGUUAAACUUGGAGGUCCUGUUCAUUAUCGAUGGAUGUAUCCUAUUGAAAGAUACUUGGGAAAACUUAAAUCGCAUGUACGUAAUAAGGCAAAUCCAGAAGGGUCUAUUGCAGAAGGAUACCGUUUUGAAGAGAUUCUUACAUUUUGUUCAAGAUAUCUAGAAAAUAUUGAAACUAGAUGGAAUCAACCUGGACGUGUAGAUGAUGACCCUAUUGGUGAUAUCCAAACAGGAUCACGUGUAGCCAAAUUAUUUCCUAUAUUUGGAAAACCCGUGGGUGGAUCUUCUUAUUACACCCUAACACCAAUUGAAAAGUUGCAGGCUCAUAGACACAUUUUAACGAAUUGUCCAAUAGUUGACGACUAUCUAAAGCAGUUCCGAAGUAUUACUCAGAAUCAACUGAAGCGCAGUCAAAGAAGUGCUGCUGAGAUAGAUAAGAAGGUUCAUAGAGAAUUUGCUCACUGGUUCCGCAAUCGUAUUUGCAACAAUCUUGACAACAUUCAUGGACCAGAUAAAGAUGUUCUCAUUAGCCUUGCUUAUGGCCCUUUUGAUAAAGUUAAAAGAUUUACUGCGUUCAAUGUCAAUGGAUUCAAAUUUCGAACAUUGGAACGAGAUAAUCUUUUAAAAACUCAAAAUAGUGGCGUUUUUGGCUUGUUUGGGACGCGAAGUUAUUCAAGCAAUAGUGAUACCCAAAUGAGAUUUGGAGGGGUCCCUUACUAUGGAAGAUUGGUAGACAUUAUUGUGCUUUCCAACGAUGGCUUCACAGUGCCCAUGUUUAAAUGUGAAUGGGCUAAUACCACAAACCCAAGAGGCAUUAAGAUAGAUAAGUUGGGUUUUACUUCUAUAAACUUUACAAAACUACUACAUUUUGGGGAACAUGAAGAUAAUGAGCCGUACAUUCAAGCGUCAGAAGCUCAGAUGGUUUUUUAUGUGGAUGAUGAGAAUGAACAAGGGUGGAGCAUACCUGUUCAUUUGAAGCCAAGAGACUUGUAUGACAUGGGUGGAAAUGAUGAAAUUAUGUCACCCAUUGAGCCAUAUCCAUCACAAAAUUUGGAACAAAUUUUUCUGAAUGAUGAUAUUGGAACUUCAUCAGCAAAUGAUAACAAUAAUUAA
Molecule: messenger RNA, 2262 nt
Organism: Lathyrus sativus (Indian pea)
Lineage: Eukaryota; Viridiplantae; Streptophyta; Magnoliopsida; Fabales; Fabaceae
Source: the annotation of a GenBank genome assembly